This is a messenger RNA of Trifolium pratense (red clover), 586 nucleotides long. RefSeq lists its product as uncharacterized. The record is from RefSeq and is a predicted model, not a curated record. The coding region runs from base 226 to 462 and encodes 78 amino acids. The transcript has a single exon. Lineage: Eukaryota; Viridiplantae; Streptophyta; Magnoliopsida; Fabales; Fabaceae.
GAAAACUUAUUUGUUUCACAAACCAAACCACAGCAUAUCCACUUUCACUCACAAUUGGGCCUAAUCAUGCCUCCAACCUCUUCCUCAUCCUUAUCCAAAACACUUCCCAAAGUUCCUUCCUAUAAAUAAUUAUUCAAUCACUUUCUCUUUUUCAUCAAACCAAAAAACAAUUAUAUUCCAACAUUUCAAUCAACCACAUAUAACAAAUCAUCAUCAAUUCACAUUAUGUCUGACAUUGCUAUGUUAGUUGCUGAAGAGUAUGAGAGAAGAGUCAAGAAUUUAAAAUCAACAGGUGCUGCUUCUGGUGGUGCUGCUGUAGAAACAUGGGAGAUUAACAUGUUUUCUUGUUAUUCACUAUUGGUUUCUAAGUUGAAGAAUGAGAAGAAGCAACUUGUUCAGUGUGUUUUGGAACCCAAAACUCAGUUUGCUAUUGCUGCUUCUAAUAACUUCUUUUCUGCUUAGAUCAAUAUUUAUUUAUACUUACUCUGUUUUGAUUUUACUUGUUUAUUUUUCUCGAAUUUUUAUGAAAUCUUUUGUACAUGGCUAUGCUUGGAAUUAUAAUUAAGGGUUUUACUUACUCUUCUAA